CUAGGGUUUGCAUAGGCGCACCGCGACAAUACCAUGACGGCGACGGGUUCGCCGGCUGACUCCGCCCCGGCGGGGGAAGCAAAACCACCUGAUCUGACUGCCGGAACACGACGACCCUCCGAGGAGACCUCGUCACCGGACGGCAAGAAAGAACGGGAAGCUCAACAUCCGAAGAAAAGGCGUGCCCUAGAUCUAUCGGAUGAGGCCAUCAACAUGGAGGAGGUGAUUGUUGAGGAUUGCACUGAGGAAGAGCUGAAUGCGGUGAAAGCAUCCAGUAGCGCAGCACAAAGCACGAUACCAAUCGUGAUCGACGAGCCGAAGACGCAGGCAGAGCCUGCCAAAACCAGUGAUGAGGGUACCAAGGAAACACCUAUUCCCGUAACCCAAUCGGUGUGGGGCAAUGAGAAGAAAAAGACGUUCAGCGAAAUAGUACAAGACACUGCAUGGUACGUGGAAGAUUCUGAUGGUGAAGAUGUAAUGGAGGCAAUAAGGGAGGACGACGAGGACUAUUCAGUCCCGAUGAACGACGAUCCAAAGUGUCCUACAAUCCCUUUCACUGUAGCUGAGGUUAGAAAAUAUAGGAGGGAGUGGCGUUCUGCUCUAAUGGUGAAGGUCCUGGGAAGGACAUACCCUUACCCUGUAGUAGCGAAGCGUCUGCAAGCACUCUGGGCAAGAACUGGACCUAUUCAGAUUACCAACAGAACACAUGUAUUAGCUGUAGGCAAACCUAGGCUCAAGAUAAGUUUCGACUGCAGCUGGAGCCAAGAAUCAGAAAGCAAACCCCCAACACUAAUCCUCCGCCACCGCCAGCAGCCGUCGUCUUGUUUAACUUCCAAUAUGGCUCGAGGACUGAAGAAGCAUUUGAAGAGGCUCAAUGCCCCGAAGCAUUGGAUGCUCGACAAGCUUGGCGGCGCUUUCGCUCCGAAGCCGUCGUCUGGACCUCACAAGUCGAGGGAGUGCCUGCCGCUGGUUCUGAUUCUCCGAAAUCGUCUGAAGUAUGCACUUACUUACCGUGAGGUGAUCGCUAUUCUGAUGCAGCGACAUGUAAUGGUGGAUCACAAAGUCAGGACUGAUAAGAAAUUCCCUGCUGGUUUCAUGGAUGUUGUUUCGAUCCCAAAGACCAAUGAGAAUUUCCGAUUGCUUUAUGACACAAAGGGUCGCUUUCGUCUGCACUCCAUCCGGGAUGAAGAGUCGAAGUUUAAGCUUUGCAAGGUGAGAACUAUUCAAUUCGGCCAGAAAGGAAUCCCGUAUCUGAACACUUUUGACGGGCGAACGAUCCGCUACCCGGAUCCACUCAUCAAGCCUAAUGACACCAUCAAGCUUGAUCUGGAGAGCAGCAAGAUUGCGGAUUUCAUCAAAUUCGAUGUUGGUAAUGUUGUGAUGGUCACUGGUGGAAGGAAUAGAGGGCGUGUGGGCGUCAUCAAGAACCGUGAAAAACAUAAAGGUAGUUUUGAAACCGUCCAUAUACAGGACUCCAUGGGACAUGAGUUCGCUACUCGCUUGGGGAAUGUGUUUACGAUCGGUAAGGGAACCAAGCCCUGGGUGUCCCUUCCCAAGGGUAAAGGAAUCAAGCUGUCAAUCAUCGAGGAAGCCAGGAAGAGGACUGCUGCAGCCCAAUCCGCUGCCUAAGGGGCUUCGAAGUUUAGGAUAGACGUUUAGCUGUAGCCUCUCUUCCUCCAUCUUUUUGUGUUGCGAGCGAACUUUUGCUGUGGAUUAAAGCCUCAUUUGAGAAUGUCGAGACUUUAUAUUUUCGUCAUAUGCUACUGGAGUAUUCAUUUCUGUCAUGUUUCAUUAAUGUAACAGCUUAGUUUGGCCCUGUUGUAGCUUUUGCAGAAGCAGUUCUUGGCUGGAGCUUUUAAAUAAGUACUUAAAAAUAAACAGUUGAGUGUUUGACUGUAAAACUAUUAGAAGUGUUUUUUAAUAUAAGAGGUUGCGUAAA
Molecule: messenger RNA, 1939 nt
Organism: Linum trigynum
Lineage: Eukaryota; Viridiplantae; Streptophyta; Magnoliopsida; Malpighiales; Linaceae
Source: the annotation of a GenBank genome assembly